GGCACCAUGCACCACACUCUAUUUUGCAACUUUUUUCCUUCAUUUAAUUGUAUAGCCUGAACUUUUUCUUGUGUCUGUACCUACCAUAUUCUCUCUCUCUCAUUCUCUCUCUCUCUCUCUCUCUCUCUCUCUCUCUCUCUCUCUCUCUCUCUCUCUCUCUCUCUCUUCUCUCUCUGUAUGUAUGUGUUACUUCUUUCAUCUGCUUGUUUGAAUCUUUUAAGCCAAAAACAUUUAGUCAGAACUCAACACACACACGCACACACACACGCACGCACGCACGUACUCACACAAUAUUACAAAUUAUACACACAUAUACAAUUUUAUACAUGAAUGCUGUGCAUACUGACCAAUUUCAUCCCAUCUCCAUCUCCCUAUUACCCCAUCCUCCCUCCCCUUCCCCACAACCUUCUCUCUCUCUCUCUCUCUCUCUCUCUCUCUCUCUCUCUCUCUCUCUCUCUCUCUCUCUCUCUCUCUCAUGUUCAUCUCUCAUGUGCAUGUCGUUCUGUGGCCCCACGGAGAUUAACCAGGGCCAUCUGUGUAGGUUUGGAGAGGUCCAUUGGAGUCUAGAGGGCUCAGCAGUGGGUGCACAAGUAAAGACAAUGAUUCCUCUUUUCCAGGAAUCUAUCAAUAGCCAACAGUUCAGAGUAAAGGGUAGGACCCAUAAGCCUCUUCCUCUUCCUCAUCUUCCUCUUCCCUGACCAUGGAUAGUGCCCAGUGCAAGUAACUAGUUGGUGGUGGCAACGGUUACGUGGAGCCUAGAGAAUGGUAUUUCCCAGCCCUUCAUGUUAUCUUCCUGCUCUGACAUCCUUCCUGCUCCCUCUUCCACAUAUUCCCUGAGCCUUACCGAGGGUGAUAGUGAGUGUUUGUGGCUGGACUUAUGCCUGUUGCUUAUGCUCUGCAUCCUGGCCAGUCAUGAGGCUCUGCGUUCACUGCUCAUUGCAAGAGGAGGCUUCUCUGACGACUGGGAGCCGCUUUGUCUAGGGUGGACAGAAAGGUAUUUAGAAACCGUUAUGUCGGUUUAGUUAACCAUCAGAAAUAUGCCCACUGCCUGGGCCUACUGCUUCUCCACACCUGGACUGUUAGUCAGCCUUACAGUACCAUGAAGUCAAACACUUUUAAAAGUAGGAAUUGGAGUUAACUUUCUGGGAUUUCUCUUAUCUCACUGUCUUCAUUCUUUUAGUUAGUGAAAAUGCGGUACUGGCUAAAAAUCCAAACCUCAUAGACUCCCAGCUACCAUAUGAGAACUUUCUCCACUCCUACUUCAGUCACUACAGGGCUCUGGGCAUAUUCUCUGUCCUCUCUAGCCAGCCUAUACACGCCUGUGCCCACUCUGUUCUCAGGAAACUCUGGUGUGAGUAACAGACUUUCCCAUAAAGUCUCUGCUGGUGAUGUCAUCAACUUCUACAAUCCACCUAUUCAUCGAGAGUGGGGUUCUAUCUGUUUGUGCAGAGGGAAUCACAGACUAAUUAGCCUUGUGGACAGGAUGGUCUAGAAUGUGGCCACACUCCUUGAAGAGCUUUUCUCUCCUGCUCCGGGUUUCCUCACUGAGAAUGAACUUCUGCAUAGAGUGUGGAUGUUUCCACAGAGUACUGUGAACUGGGCUACACUGGGCUGGACUUGAUCAUCCCCAAAGAGCCUCUGCCUUAGGUUUAACAAAGCUGGACUGGGGGAACUUUAAGUGCCAGAAGAGAGUACCUCCAUAAAGUGCCCCUGUGCUGAGUGUCUUCAUCUGAACAUAUCUGUGUGUCUCACACUUAAUGAUAUCUCAGUUUCAGCCUGUUAUGAUGGAGUUGGGCUCAGGGAAAUGACUUUUCCCACAAGUUACCAUGGUAGAUUUUAUGUCUCAACCAGGAAUCAGCUCCCUUUCUAUGGAGUGUUUAAGGGGCAUAGUGAUAACUCUAUACAGUAUAUGAUCAUGACAUCAAUAUCUAAAUGACAUCAGAUAUCACUCCAGAAAGAAAAAGAAAAAUCACCUCACAGCAUGCUGAGUUCUUGACUCCUAAAUGCAGAAGCCUCACUAGGACCUGGUAAUGGUUAGUUGUACAUGUCCACAUAAAGGGUCACGGUGCCCAGAUGUAUGAUUGUUAUAGUUUGGAUCUGGAAUGUAUCUCAAACCCUCAUAUGUUGAAGGUUGAAUCCCCAGAUGGUGAUGGUUUGGGCAGAUGUUGGAAACUUUAAGCACUGGCAUCUCUUUGAACGAAGUAAGGUCAUUGGAAAUUUGUCCUUGAAGGGUACGCUAGUACCCAAUCCCCUCUUCCUCUUGUUUCCUUUGCUUCCUGGCUACCAAGAAGUCAACAGCUUUGCUCCAGCAUGCUCUCCCUGGCAUAAUAUUCUAUUUCACUACACGCCUAGAGUGAUGGGGCCAAGGAACCAUAGACUAAAACCUCUGAAACUGUGAGCAAAAAUAAGCCUUUUUUUCCAUACUAGUUGAUUAUCUCAAGUAUUUUAUCACAGCCAUGAAAAUCUGUUACUAAAAUCCCUUCUCUGGGGAAGAAGAAAGCGAUAUCUAUCCCUCUUUGUAAGGCCCCAGGGACAAACAAGGCACAAUCUUACCAGAAUUCACUCAGGGGAACCAAUGAAUUUAUUGGGUUUACUUAUAAAUCAUAAGCAAAGGGCUACUUACAGGGGUGUGGAUGAUCCCUCACUAAAGGCUGCUCAGAAAGCCUUUGCCCAGCAGGGAUGAUGCCUUCUCCAUAGACACGUAGAUAGAGUCCCUCCUAUGAGUCUUCCCUGGCCUGUAAACUCUAGUCCCUCUCCAGGGCCACAGGAAAUAAGGGGAUAAUUACAUAUAACAGGUGGUAUAGAGUGGCUGGACACUCAGGCGAGGGUCCUAUGACCUUCCCCACCCCUCCUCCUAUGAGGGCAUGCAGUCAACAAGCCCAGCUGUGAUGAUCUUUUGAGAGCAGGAAUACCUGAACUCCAAAAGAUGAGGCUUGUUUGGCUUGAAGGAAAGUCAUGUACAACAAAAACCGACCUACACAAUGGUCAAACAUUAUUAUGGUUGUUUCUGGAAGGGUGUUUAGGGAUAAAAUUAAUAUUCCAUCAGUAGACUCUGUGUAAAACAUACCCCACACACACACAAUGUGGGGGGAGUGUCAUCUUAUAAAUUCAGGCCCUACUAGAAAAGACUCUUAGUCCUUCUCUGAGCAAGAAGCAACUCUACCAACAGGAAGUGUAAAACUUGAACUUGAACAUUGGUUUUUCCUGGACUUUGGUUUGUAGAUUUUAAACUUAUUAGCCUCCAUAGUUGUGAGCAAAUUCUUAAAAUAAACAUCUGGUCUGAAUUGUAUGUCUGUAAUUCCAGCUACUUGGGAGGCUAAGGCAUGAGGAUUAUGAGUUUGAGGACAACUUAGUCAACAUAGUAAGAUCUUAUUUCCAAAGAAAAGAAGGAACAACUAGAUCAAAGCAAAUUAAAUAUUCCAAUGAUAAUAAAAUAAAGAUCUCUUCCCAUACACAUAUCCUAUUGGUUCUGUUUAUCUGGAGAACUCUGACUAAUAAUGACCUUUAGAUGAUUCUGCUACUGCCCUUGCCUAUGUCCAGACACAGCAAAGAUCCCAACCUUCAAAAUGAAAGGGAAAACACACAUGAUGCCCUACACAGCAAACACAUGAAUAGAGGCCCAAUUACUCUACCUUGGUCCUUUCUAAAAGGCUACAGGACAACACAACACUUAUGGCUAAUUGCAAAGCAGACCGACAUCAAAUGUGGGGACUGGUAAGUAUUGCAGACUUAAAAAAAAUACAGAAAACAAAACAGAAGCAUGAGUGGUAUCCAUGCUCCUGGCACUCUUCAGACAACUCCCAGCCUUGUCCCGACUCCACUGGGUAUUGGCGUUUUUAGGCAUCAUCAUUUGAGGACAAUCACCCCAUACAGCUAUAUAGGACACUGACUCCCACGUAAUAACCAAGUUUUAUGUCUUUGGUUGAUAGUAGUUCCCAAAUCAUGAUGUUUCCCCAACGAUUUAGGGGAAGAGCCUUCUAUGUUUUCCAAGGUGUUACAGGACAUAUGAUUGAAGGCAAACAAGUCCACCCUACCCACCCCAACCACCAUUGGCCACAUGCUGUCAAGUUGGAAAAGCCAUUCUACUACUGAAUAUCACAGUUUUAGUCAUCUGUAUGGGCAUUUAUUAUGUGUGCCUUACACUCAUUGUGGGGUUAUAACAGAGUAGGUGAAAGUGCUCUGUAGCCUGGGAAGUAGUCAACCACUGUGAGGUCUGAUGGGGUAAUCCCCAGAACAGGUUCCCAUGUCUAAGGUCUUUUAGACAAACCACAUGAGUCACGGCAUCAAAGACAGCUUUAUUGGUUGCUGGGUAAAUCUCACACUUCCAUGCCUGUGGACAAGGAAGGACUUCGCAUAGUGUUUCCUCAUCAGUUCUUGUUGCAAGCCAGAUUCUAAGGAGUUUUAUGAUCUGCAAUGAAGGCUUGACGUUGGCUCCAGUGAGAGCCAGUGACUUAACCCUACUUAAUCCAACAUAAAAUUGGGAAAUGUAGUAAAUAUCCGUUCACUACUUGGCCCUGGGCUUCUUGAAGACAGAAGCUGUGUCUUAUUUGAUAGGUGUAUCUGCUGCAUGAACUCAUGCUUGGCACAUGGUGGGCACUAAGUCAACCAUUAUUUGAUAAACAAGGAAAUACAUGGGAGAGACAAGGUUGUUGAUUUCUGCAACUGCUUUUUAUAGCUAGUUUAAACUCUGUUCAUUAUUUGCCUUAUUUUGUCCUAUAAUCUCUUUUUAUUGUUCAAUCAUUUCAUACAGUAACACAAUGUAUUUUGCUAAAAAAAAAAAAAACCCACCCCCAUUCUCUCUCCUCCAAUUCCUUCCCUGCCCUCCCACCAACUUUCCCCACUCCAACUUUAUGAAACUCUGAAAAAAAGAAAGACUGCUGAGUCUCCUUAGUGCUACCCAUAUGUGUAUGGAUGUAGGACCAUCAGCUAAGGCCUGGGCAUCGCUCAGGGGCUGUAUCCCAGCAGAAAGCUGACUCUUCCUUUCCUGGAAGACAUCAAGCGCUAGCUUCAGCUAGGUGUGGAGCUUCAGGAGCCUCUCCCCUACCCACGCUGGGGUUUGGGCUAGCUUGAUCUCAUGCCAGGCCUUGUGCAUGCACCACUGAAGUUCACAUGUGCAACAGCGCUGCUAUGUCCUAUUUGCCUUACUUUUUACUGCAUUUUGGUUCAGCAUUUUCUUUCAUUUAUUAGCACAUAAAUAUGUGUAGAUGAUAACUUAUAGGCAUAAAUUUAACACAUACAUAUAGUAUCAGUUUGAUCAUUCAGUUGCUCAAUCUGUUAUUCUUCCUCUACAAGUAAACUAGAAGACAUCUAAGACAAAAUACUAGACCAGCCUUCAUGCAUAGGCAUUCUCCCUGAUGCUUCUGGGCAAAGAUAAGUUCAAGUCCAUAUGAUUUUAGCUUCUUUAACUACUGAAAAGUAUUUCCCUUGGGGAAUUCAUUGGAUAUAAGAGAAAAGCCAGCAGAAGGUCACUGUAGGCCUGGAUCCAUAUGAGUACUCAGUUUUAAAAUGUGGAUCUGCACAAUGUAGAGCUGUUACCUAGAUACUGAAAUGCAGCCAGAUGCGGCAGCUCAGACCUGUAGUCGCUGCACUUGUAAGCUGAAGUAGAAAGAUGGUGAGCUGGAGGCUAGCCUAAACUACACAGUGAUGAGCUGGAGGCUAGCCUAAACUACACAGUGAUGAGCUGGAGGCUAGCUUGAGCUACACAGUGAGACCCUGACUCAAACAGAAAGAAAAUGUAGAAACAGAGAAAUUUUUUCCUAGCAAAAGAGUAAAAACAAAACAAAAGAAUAUUGCAAAGCCAGUUAAUGAGCUAAGAUUUGAUUAUUAAGAAAGCAACACAUUUCAUCAGGAGGCUUUCCUGCACAGAGCGACUGGUCUAUUUUUUCCCCCCAGAAACUACUCACAAGAACAGAAACAAAAUUCUGACUCCCUUUCCAAUAACUCAUGGAAAAUUGAGACACACCCUUGUUUCAGUGUGACAAUUUUAAGUAAACAGACUCAUCUUUAAAAUUUUGGUUAAAACUUCCUUUAUUGACUUUAGUGAAAACGUUAUUUUGCAGUGAGAAUUGCUGGUCACAUUUAGACUUUUGUGUAAAAAGAAUAAGAAAAAAAAAAGCCUCCAUAAACUUGGACUUGUGGGAUGCCCCAGCAGGGAAAGGUCCUGUUACAAGCUUGAUGACCGGAAUUCAAUCUCUGGUACCGGCGUGGUGGAAGGAGAGAACUGACUCCUAGUUUUCCUCUGACCUACAUGUGUUCACUGUGGCAUCCAUGUGCAUGUACACACACAUACACAUAUACACACACAUCAAAUAGAUCCAUAACUUCUGUAUUUGAGGUGUGGGGAAACUGUGGAUUGUAUCAUUCCCGAUGUUUCAACAAAUCGUGGGAAGGCAAUCUGGCCAUUGAAUCCUUCCCAAUAGGUCCAAAGGAUAAGCAUGCACAUUAGGUCAGAUUGAUUCCUUCCUUUGUUCUUAGAAAACACUGACAAGGUCUCUCCAAGGUAGAGGAACAGGAAAGCCCUCUAGUCUGUCUGUUAAAAGCGCUCACAACCUGCCAUGAGCGAGUGAGUGCGUACCACAGCCAAAAGCACUUGGUACAAGUUGUAAGCUAGUGAACCGGACCCCAAACCUAUGUAUAGAAACAGCUUCAGGGGCGAGCAAGGAGAGAGGACGCACUUUCCCCAAGGUGUUACUAGAGCACACCACCACAUCUGUCCCAAGCAGCAGCCUUUUGUAAAAAUACCACCAGGAACAUUCCUGGACUGGGAUGUGCCCAACACAAAAGGCCACACAGGACUGGAACCACUGAAGCUUCCUAUGGAGCAGUCAACCACACAUCUCAAGAAAGCACAAUGAGGGCUGGAGAGAGGGCUCCUGCAAGGACCCAAGUUCAAUUCCCAGAACCCACAUCGGGCUGCUUACAACCACCUGUAGCCUGUAACUCCAACACUAGGGGAUCUGCUGCCUCCUGGCCUCUGCACUUGGACACAACCCACACACAAAUACACAUGUGAACAAAUAAUUAAAAAUAAAUCUUGAAAAAGUAUUAAUAGCGGCAACCCACCCUAAAACCACGACACUCAGAGACCCUAUUUCACUCAAAGAAGCCUUCCCUGACAGCUCUUAGGUCGGUCUGGUGUGUUGUACAGGAAGGGGCUCUGCUUCUGCUUGCUUUAUAUAAUUAUUGGCUUGUCCCUGUUUCAUCAAAAGAAAAAGUAAGUACACAAGAAGCUCAGUGGUUUCCACAAAAAAAGCAAAGCGAGCUAGUGGUGUCCAGAGGCCAUACUGAUGAUGGAUUCUCCGUUUCUCCUUCCUGGUUCCUAUCCUUCAAUUUUCUUCCUGGCAUCUGUGGUCAGAACUGCUCAGCAGCUUGUAAAGCUAGAAAUGACUGUCGAAUAAUGACACCUUGGUCCUUCCUUUAUCUGGGAAGGACGCCACCCACGGCGUUCUUUUCUAGAUAGUCAGUGUCUCCGUCAGCAGGAUGGCUUUAAUUGCCACCUCCAAGAACUCCACAAGGACUUUGUUGAUGAUUUUUUUUUUUAGUAAGGAAGCUGGAGCUUAUUCAAUGACAACCCCAACACCUCACCUAACACCCAGAUGUUUGCAAGAUGUUUGCCACUGGCUUAAAGGAAGUUAAUAAAACUGAUCUAGGUUGGGAGAAAAAAGAGAAGAUGUGAAGAAAGCUAUAUAAAAGAAAAUAUCAUUGAGUUGUUUACAAACAUCAUCUCACUUAAUGCUCACAGAGUGCGCUGAGAUAAGAGCAUCUUUCUGUUUCAAAAGCCCAGUUCAAAUACAUGAAAUCGCCCGUGACUACCCAACCCCUUAGAUUUCAAAUUCAGAGCUCUGCCCCCUUCUCCAGUAAAGGUAACCCCCUACACAAUCUCAAAAGUCCACACCUUCUCAUGUUCACAGACAAUUUGCUCUUUUUUGUGUGUGUCCUUGGUGUAUUUUAACUUUGGCUUCUGAGUGGGUUCCUUCUUUUGGUGUUCAGAGACGAUCUAGGAAAAUAAACGCUGAGAUGCUUGCCUCUCGGUCUCUGUUACCAUCUAUCUAUCCGCUUCUCAGCACAGCCACGCCUCCUCAGAGGUAGUCUCCAGUUCUUCACCCCCACUGAGGAUUUCACCUUCUCCCAUCUGUUCCUGUUUGCUCUGUGGCUUGUCCCCAAAUACCUGGCAAGGUGCUUCGGUGGUGUCUGAUUUCAUUUUAGACUCUUUUCUUUCUAGGCUCUAAACCCAGGUCUCAUCUAAUCACAAUAUCGCAUUCCGUAGUUACAUCGGUUGUUCGUAACCCAUAAGGUAGGGACAUCUGAUUCUACGGGAGCCAAUCUGCCAUGAGAAAGGCUUUGCUGGCUCUUUGUGGGAAAGAUACAUACUCAUUCUUUCUUUCUUUCUUCUUUUUUCUUUUUGGUUUUUCAAGACAAGGUUUCUCUGUGUAGCUUUUGGAGCCUGUCCUGGAACUCACUUUGUAGACCAGGUUGGCCUCGAACUCACAGAGAUUCACCUGCCUCUGCCUCCCAAGUGCUGGGACUAAAGGCGUGUGCCAUCACCGCCGGGCUGCAUACUCAUUAUUUCUGAGAAUUUCUCAAAUGAUCAUGUCUUCCUCUUUUGGAUUGAAAUGAGGAAGUGUGAACCUGGAAGUCACUGACAGCAUCCGGGGUGGUGAGUUGAGGAAGGGAGGAGCACCAUGGCAUGAAGCUGACAUUCAAGAAAGCUAAGUGGAGAGGCAAGAUUCCAGUCCCUGACGACACUGUUGAAUUACUGAGCCAAAUUAUCCCUGAAACUCAUCCAUCCUUCCUCUGACUUCCCGGUGGCUGAGUUAAGAAAUCUAUUCUUUUUUUUUUUUCAGGGCUGAGGACCGAACCCAGGGCCUUGCGCUUGCUAGGCAAGCGCUCUACCACUGAGCUAAAUCCCCAACCCCCAAGAAAUCUAUUCUUUUAAAUUACUUCUUUACUAUGUGUAUGGACAUGUUAAUACAGGCACACAUCACAGCAUGCACAAAGGGGUCAGACGACAACUUGCCAGCCCAAGAAAUCUUCCUCAGUGUUGAAGUCAGAUUAAGCCAAGCUUUUAGUCUCUUGUCACAAAACACAUCUGGAUGUUCCUGUUUCAGAACUGUUCUGGCCUCUUUAAGAGUAACCCCCACCUAACUGAAUACAAUGGUCUCUUUUGAGUGUCUUCCCUGCUCAUCAGCACUUGACCGAUACACAUUUCACUCCUUCAGCCUCUGAGGUUGCCUUCCUUGAUUUCAGGCUCUCUGGGGUGUCUCCUUCGUGUUCUCCCUUAUUCAACAUCCUUCACUAAAUCCUUCAGCAAAUCCUGAAACGCUGGAGUUCUCCAGGGGCUGAUCACAGCACGCUUUGCUUCUCUCUUGACAUCCUUAGGCAAUGUCUUCUGUUUCCCUGUCUUUAAAACCCUUUAUACGGCAAUGACUCUCCAAUUUAUAGUAUCCAGCCCAAGCCUCACUUCUGAGCCGUGACUGCCAUGGUAAUGUCUUUACUUAGAGGUCUCCCACAGAACUGCAAACCUAACUCGUUAUGUUGGUGUGUUAGCUUUACACAGCCAUGGACUAUGACUGUCUUGCUCCCUGCUCUAUCUCCGAACUCCAGCAUCGCUCCUCCUGAUACAGAGUAAGACAGACUUCCAUGAAAUUUCUGAAGGAAUAAAUAAAGUAUAGGUCAAUAAUGGGUAAGUAGUAGACAGCUAAUAAAUAAGAGUAAAUAAAUAUGUCCUUUCAUUGCAAAUAGCAUUGUCCCUAAUACAAAUUUAGUAGAAGACAACUGAUUUAUCUCGACAGAGCCUGAGGAUGGAGAUAUGGUUGGACUUCAAGAGCAGGGGGUUUUUUUAGUUUGGAUGCUGUCAGGAUUACCCUUUCGUUUCUUCAUCAUGAGCAGCUACUUCAUCUUCCUCUCUAUCCUCUUCUUUAUUGUUCCUGUUCCUCAGGCCAACUGGGGAAGCUAGAUCUUGGGCUGCAAGCUUCUUAAAGCUCCAGAUGGCUGGAGGGUCACAUAGUUGAUCUGUUGUAACUGGUCUUAGCUGUACCGGUGUAGCAUCAAAGCAGACACAGGCAAUGUAAACAUCCGGUUAAAUUUUACAAAACGGGUGGGGGCCCCCCGGGGACCAUAGGCUGUCCUCAGCCUCUUGCAGGUAAGAUCCACAUGUCAGUUCCCCAGUUUGUUGCUGUGCUGUCUCUAGAGCUGAGAUCAUUACCUUAUCCUUGAUGAGUGAAACCAUGACCAAGUAGGCAAGGUCAUGUUGCUGUGUGGCUACUCUUGCGGCAAGAGGCUUGAGAAGAGAGGGCAAUCCUAGAGACAAAAACGCACAGCAAAGCUUCAGUGUCUCGAGUUCGCUCCUUAAUCUUUCACAAAUCGGCUCUGUCUACAAAAUUCCAGAGUAGGCCCCAUUCUCCCAUGUGUGCAUGGCCUCUUCCUUUUAUCCUUGGCAUCUAGUCCUACCCCUCUUUAAACUGUUUGUUUGUCUAUCUAUCUGUCUGUCUGUCUGUCUGUCUACCUAUUUAUUUAUUUUCAAGGCAGGGUCUCACUCCGUAGACCAGGCUGGCCUCGAACUCUUGGAGAUCUGUCUGCAUCUGCCUCCUGAGUGCUGGGACUUAAGUCCUUCACCACCAAGCCAGCCUUAGUCCUACCGCUCUAAGUCCCGCCAAUGCCAUUUCUAAAAUGAAUGGCCAGCGUGUCUGCUCCAUGUCUUAUUUUCCCAGCCCAUCUCCCCUGGCCUUCUGUAAGGCCUGCCACUAGUUUAUUCUCUCUGGCCCACCUCACAUCCGGCUAACGACCUGAGAUCACUUAAAAACUGUGAAUAAUAUGACUGCUGUUUUUCUGCAGAGUAACUAGCAGGCUGUAUGGAGAGUGUUCCCACCGCGUCACUGGGAUUCUUGGGAUUAAGGAACUCAGAUACGGUGGGAGAGGAAUUGGAGGACAUUGCUGGAAACCGAGUUCUCAAGAAGGAAUCUCUCUUAGACUUGGAUGACAAUUCUUCUCAGAAGUUAUUAGAUGGAGGGUCAGAGUGUGCCAGAAGACUGAAGAGUUCAGGAGUCACCUGGCCAAAAGGGAUUUUCCAGAACUUGAGAGCCAAAUGCCUCUGGGCAUCAUCCAUGGGGGAAGAAGCUCUGAUGGCAGCCACACCCAAGUCCCAAGCCCAGGAAUCCAUUUUCCUCACCCAUCACCUUAGAGAAGUAAAUGAAUAAUAACAGAGGGGCUGCCGCUGGGUGUAGUAACCCAUGCUUAUCAUCCCAGCACUCAGGAUGCAGAGGCAGGAGACUCUCUGUGAGUUUGAGACCAGCCUGGCCUACAUAGUGAACUCUAGGUCAGCCAGAGCUACAUAGAGAAACCCUCUGCACGCAGCCCUCCACAAAAAAAUGUAUUUGUUGAUUUGUUGAACGUAGCAUUGAUUAUAGAUGCUUUUAAUCUGCAUCACAGCAGACUUGUGGGAUGUGUACUCCAUUACUGGAGUCAUAGCCAUGCCAAGUGUUGGGAGGUGAGAAGACCAUGAGGAGGGGCUGCCGAGACACUACAGAGGAGAAAACAUGAAUGAGCAGCAACAGACACUUCCUGAUACUUUGGAGAGACAGAAAAGUAAACUCCUUUAGGAAGUUUGUUUUUUUGUGAUGGCUAGAACAAUUCUAUUUUGGGAGCUCCUCAAACUAACUUUCUAUAAAAUUUUGUGUUUAUUGUGGGAGGCUGUGGGCAAAUGCAGGACCCAGCCAAAGGCCAGAGUAAGAAGACCCGGUCCUCGGAGACACAAACUCACACAGAGUAGAAGAUCCUGGGUUCCUGAAGUAAAACAAAGACGGAAAAGGUGUGUGGGAGCCUGCCCCACCCCAAUCUGGUCCUGGGCUGAGACGAGAGUAUCUUGGACUGUUUCCAGCUUUCUCACCUAAGUGCAAGUGAAGCAUGCUUCUUUCAAGCUCCUUUUUUUUUUUUUUUCAGAGCUGAGGACUGAACCCAGGACCUUGCGCUUGCUAGGCAAGCACUCUACCACUGAGCUAAAGCCCCAACCCCUUUCAAGCUCCUUUUAUGGUAGUUUCUUGGUGUGUAGCCCAAGUGAGCCAAAAUUUCCCUUCCUUUCCCUUCCCUUCCCUUUCCUUCCCUUCCCUUCCCCUUCCCUUCCCUUCCCUUUCUCUUCCCUUCUUCUCCCCUCCCCUCCCCUCCCCUCCCUCUCCUUUCCUUCUUUCCUUCUUCCCUUCCUUUCCUUCCUCUCCCCUCCUCUCCCCUCCCCUUCCCUUCCUCAAUGUGCUGCCACAUGGAGCCAUUCCUUUAUCUACCUUAUCUGCCUUCUCUUCUCUCUCCUCACCUCUCCUUUCCUCAUCUCUCCUCUCCUCUCCUCUCCUCUCCUCUCCUCUCCUCUCCUCUCCUCUCCUCUCCGCUCCUCCACUCUACUCUGCCUGCCCCCUCUCUCAUUCACUUUUGAGAUAAGGCCUCACUAUGUCCCCAGACUGCCUUUGAACAUCUGGGCUCAAGCCACACUCCUGCUGUUUCCUUUCCAGUAGCAGGGACUACAGUGCAGGUCACUAAGCCUGGCUACGUUUUCUUUUCUACACCCACUUCCACCCCUUAGACACCCCCCUUUGUCUAGGGACAGAAGAACUGGACAAGAACUGAACCAACCUGGGGAUACAGAUGGGCAUCAUUUCUGUGGAGCUGUUGCCAGGCAACAUGCUGGCGGCUGACCAGAGACACAUUUCCAGGACGCCAGCAUGCCCUGGGUGCAGAUGAUGUGGUGUCUUUGUAGAUGGGCCAGGGAAUUCCUACAUUUCCCCACACUGUAAUAAAAAAUUUCAUUGCUUGCAUGUCCCAGUUGCUGCUUCCGAACAAAACAGAAACAAGUCCCUUGGUCCUAUUUGGGAAGGCAGGGAUAUGGUUUUCAGUGAGAUACAUGAUUUUCCCUUUUGUUUUUUUGGCCCCAAGUUUGCCAAUAGCAAGUAAGAACCAUGGAUUCUCAUACUUCAUUCUCAGAUUUAAGAUUUCAGGAAUGCCUGGGUGUUCGAGUCUAUAGCCUUCCUCCUAGUGGCCCAGCCGGUGGCCUUGCCAUCUGUCCGCAGUAGCUUCGUCUGUUAACCUGACAUAGCCUAGAGUAACCUGAGAGACUCUCAAUUGAUAGAUUACCCUCAGGAGAUCGGCUUGUGGCUAUAUCUGUGAGGGAUUAUCUUGAUUGAUUAUUACCAUGAGAGGACCCAGGACCUAGCCCACUGUGGGCAGUGCCAUCCCUAGGCAGGUGGGCUAUCUAGGAACGGUUGUGCUGAGCAUAGGUCGGGGGACAAGCCAGAGAUCUAGCUGGUGAUCAUUGUUCCGCUGUAGUUUCUAUUUUAGUUCCUUCUCUUUCCUUCCUUUGUCAGAGUGUUUUGUCACAGCAACAGAACAAAGGCUGGGAAACUAGAGGUUCUGAGAUCCCACAGAACAUUUUUUUUUUAAAAGUCCUCUUUAUUGUUAUUGUUACUGUGGAUUAUGGGCCCAGACAAUACCCUUAUGGGCCUGCUCUAAUAAAGCAAUUGUCUAAAGUGGGUAGAAUAUAGGGAACAGAGCCAUACCAAUUUAUGUUUAGACAACAUGGCACUGAUAUGAAUAUUUAUCAUGGGCCAAGAUGGGGGGAACACAGGGGGCUAUGAGUCAGAAAAAAAAAAGGCUGGCACUGGAUGUCUAGGGAACCCCCACAUAAACACUAAUGUAAUCUGUAAUAUAGCUAUUUCUGUGAGAAUGCCACUUUCAUAUCUGUUUAAAAAUGGCCUGAGCCAGGUGUGGUGGCACACGCCUUUAAUCCCAGCAUUUGGGAGGCAGAGGUAGGCAGAUCUUUGAAGUUCGAGGCAAGCCUGGUCUACAAAGCACGUUCCAGGACAUCCAGGACUUUUACACAGAGAAACUCUGUCUUGAAACACCGAAACAAAAAAGAAAAGAAAAGAAAAAGAAAAAAAUGGCCUUGAGGUCAGAGACCUUCCCCUUCUCCAGUCUGCCUGUUUCCACCUCCCUGUAGGCCUGUGUGCUAGACUGCAUGUUGAUAUGUGCCUGGGUGUCUGUCUGCUUAACAACCUGUGUGCUGGUGGAUAAAUCACUUACCUAUGAUUCCUCAUGUUCUCUUCAAUCUCUCAGCCUUCUGUGGUCCGCCUCUUGUCCUGGUAUUUGAGCUUAGACCUCAAACUGUCUCAGCCAUGGAUAGGGACUCCUCAAAAUCUGAGCUGGAGAUGUUGACUUGUAAACAUCUCAACUCAUCCUCACUACAGACUAGGAGUUUAGGAAAAUCCAAAUCCCCUUCCUCUUCCCUUCCCUCCUCCUUCCCGCUUCCCUCCUCCCUUCCUUCCUCCUUCCUUUCUUCUUUCUUCCAGCUUUCUCUCACCCUUCUCCUUCCUCCAUUUCCCCCCAUCUCUUUCUCCAUUCCUUCCUUUCUUGCUCCCUUUCCUGACAGCACACCAAUAAAUGGGUGUGAAUAAAGACAGAUGUUGGGCCUGAAUGUGCCAUCAUGAACCUGCAAUUAGGAUUUGUUCUUCCGAGGUGUGGUAAAGAACUAAUUGGUUGAUGUGUGCAGAAUGCCAGGACAUUCUUGAAUAAAUCCCUAUAUGAGUUCAAAGUAUUUGUAAUUAUUAUGAUUAUUACUAUAAUUUAUGAGAUUUAGCUGUAAAUCUUAUAAUAAGAUGAGGUCAACACUUUUAAAAAGAGGAAGCAGGAUGAGACCCUAUAUAAAGUGCCGUGUGCUCCCUGACUCUAAGAAGAGCUGACUGAAGACAGGUGAGUAUGAAACCGACCCUAGACUUGUUCCGAGCUUAUUUAGAAUGAAAACUCCAGCAUAUGCUAAUCGAUUGAUAAUGAUUGUGUUUCUGCUUCUGAGUAAAUAAUAUUGAAUCAAAUGAAACUUAAAGACCUUGCAAGAAAACCUCAAGUUUUAGAAAUGUGAGAUGACAGAAUAAUUCUUUCCUACUCAUUACAAUUGUUAUACAAAUUUCUAUUUCUUUCCAUGCGUGUGCAGGGCUUCUUUUGAAUAUGUGCACAUGCACACGACCAAGAACAGGGGGACAGAAAUAGACGUUCUUUUAACAAUACCUGUAAUAGUGGAGCCAUAUAGAAAGAUGGGGAAAAUUAUGGGCUGUUGAUAGGGAAAGGAGCCUCUCACUUCUGAACCUGGUUGAGGUCUCUCACCAGCUGAGGAGCAAGAACUUCAGCACAAUCAACAACUUUGCUCCCUAAAUUUUCUAAACCCAUGGUUUUCUAGAAAUUGCACCAGAAACCUCAUUUUCAGGGAAAGAUGUCCUGAAUGACUUGGGUAACCCUAGUGGCUCUUGGCUUCACCUCAUCAGAUUAUAAUUCCAUUCAAGGCAUCUCCACAGCUGCCUUAUAAGCUCAUUUAUCAGAAGAAGAGAGAAGGGGGGAUUUCUAAGCACCUUCUGAGAUAAGUUGAGAGCCACCAAAAUGGCAUAUAUGGCUAGCCAUAAGACCCCUACUUGGAACUCUCCCUUGAGGAACCCAUAAUCAUACCUGGUUAUGUCUUAAUUUUUUUUUCCUUUUUGGUUUUUCGAGACAGGGUUUCUCUGUGUAGCCUUGACUAUCCUAAAACUCUUUCUGUAGAUCAGGCUGGCCUUAAACUCACAGAGAUCUACCUGCCUCUGCCUCCUGAGUGCUGGAAUCAAAGGCAUGUGCCACCACCAUCUGGCUGUGUCUUAAUUUUUGCUAUUCUCUUGUGGGAAGCCAAUAUCCACACUUAGGUAUGUCUUAUUUUCUUCCUAAGUGCCCCUCUCUUCUAACCUUUAUGUUUAGAGCCUAUAGUAAUAUAUUUUCAUUAAAAUCAGCAACUCUACAUCAUACUGUCUAGUCCUGAAAUUCUUCUCUGUCAAAAUCAUUAAUCCUGGGUUUGCCUGAGUUGAGGUCCUUAAAAGAUUAAAGGACCUCCUCGGGCUGCUGAGGGUGAGAUAGCAGAGCCGUGUGUCCAUCCUCUCCCUGCUGACAAUAGACCAAAUAGAAUGUCUCUUUCAUUUUAUAAAACCAAAGAACUAAAACACUGGUGCCUGCCGGAUGGUAAGCCUCUCUCCUUUUCGUGCUCAAUCUUGCUGAUGAAACAUUGACCCAGACAUCACAAGUACGUGUUUGGGCGAGGUCCUGCUUUUUCUGCAAACUGUGAAAUAGCUAAGGCCAGUGUAUCUAACACUGUGGUUCUCAACCUUCCUAAUGCUGUGACCCUUUAAUACAGUUCCUCAUGGUGUGGUGACCCCCAACCAUAAAAUUAUUUUCAUUGCUACUUCAUAACUGUAAUUUUGCUACCGUUACGAAUCAUAAUGUAAACAUCUAUGUUUUCUGAUGGAUUUAGGCAAUCCCUGUGGGGGGGUCGCUUGGCAAACCCCCAAAGGGGUCGUGACCCACAGUUGAGAACUGCUGGUCUAACAGUUUAAGUCUUGGUUAUCAGAGUUAAAAGAUGGACAUCGUUUAAGAGUCUAUGAUGGAGGAAGCCAGGAUCUUUUUGAUUAGAUAUCCAGAAGGGAAUACUCCUAAACUCACACAAGGGCAAUGGUCUUCUCAUCUUCUUUCUUAACCCUGACAAAGUGAGAAAGAGUAAGAACAGAGGUACACAGACAGAAGCCCCUUUCAGACAGUCUCCGCAGUAAAGGAAGCGUUUAUGGACCUGCCAACCAGGAGGGAAGAGACUUUCCGCAAACCUUCUAAGGUUUUCUGGCUGGUGCUUACAGCUCAUAAUCCAAGCUCAGCAAAAACAUGUGAUUGUGGACCUUAGAAAAAUGCAAUCUGUGAACAGGAACAGUUUAAAACACACAUGGGCACACGCCUGUUAUCCCAGCACUGGGGAAGGUGAAGCAGGAGGAUGUCCAGUUCCAGGUCAGCCUGGAUUACAAGGCAGUCAAGCUGGACAUGGUAGCUCACAUCUGUAACCUCUGUACUCAGUAGGCAGAGGUGGGAACACUGCAGAUUUGAAGCCAGCCUGGGCUAGAUGGCAAGUUCUAGGCCAGGCUAUGAAACCCGAUCUCAAAACACGAGCAAGCAAAGAUCUGUAAUGUUGCCGCUUUAUAUUGUGGUCUAAAAAGUAGAUUUUAUUUCUCUAGGAAUGCAACCCUGGUGGCAGAAGCACUUUAUGUUUAUGACUGUCAUUGCUACUGUCAUUUUAAUUUAAGGACCAUCAGGGCAAAGUAGUCUGCAAGACAGUGAGUCUUUACCACGUGUUAGAAGUGAGGAGAAGAACAGAACACCAGGAGGGGUGUGAGUGAGAAAGGAUGUGCUGGAAUGGUACAUCCACCUACCUGGGGAAGGUGGAUGGAGAGGUGGGUUAGCAACAAAGCAAGGGCAUCAGCCAAGCUUGUAGUGAGAGACCAUGUCUAACGUGGUACAUAGCACAGUUCUCGGUUCCUCCAGGAUCAAAUGGGCCACGCUCAUCUCUCUGACACCAGGGUGUUGAUGCAGCACAUUGCCAAGCUGGCUGGAGGGCCCCAAGGUCAUGACUUGCUAUCUUUUCAAGGUUAAGGUGAAGAUCCAUGGCAUUCAUGGAAAAGGAUUGGGACUUCUUGUUGAAGGACUGUAAAUGCCAAAGACCUUUAUUUCUACUUCUGGCCUCCAAUUAUUGAGAGCUGAGGAAGAACUGUCAGUCCAUCACAAGUCAAUACAGUGCUUUGGAAAUUGCAGGGUGCCCAGUCGGGAAAAGACAGGUAGAAGAAGAUGUCCUGACAGAGGCCAUGAAGAAUGUCAACUAGCCCCCAAGGGAUGCCCUGGUUAUCUUUCCAAAGAUGGCCUGUUGCUGCAGCUUGACACUCCCUCGCUGCCUUGACAUUUUAGCUCUUUAUAUUGGGAGGACGGUGUCAUAGUAGAUAUUGUGACUGAUAUCAGGGCAUCACACUCACCUUGGCUGACAUUUCCAAAUGGCUUUGAGUGUGGGGAGUGGUCAGGGUCAUAGCAAAUGGACACUCCUUGAAGAACACACCCUGAGAUGCCUCGGCUUUUAAGUAUAGAGUACUUUUUGAUACCUGGACAAACUGGACCAUGAAGUCUGAGUCACUCUGCAUUCUGUUUAUGAAUGGACUACCUUGUCUAUCCACACAAGAAGUCCAUUGUCACUUUUUGCUCUGAACCUAAUACAACUGAAAAUAAUUGUCUUGCACAUGUGACUACAGCGGGCACCAGAAAGUGACUUUAUAUUGUUAAGUAACUGGUGCACGCGUUCACAUAGACUGUGCUCAGUGCUUGCUCAAUGCAGAUGUUUAGUUCCAUUUGUGGGAAAUGGGGUAACUCUCAUAUUGCAAUGAAAGUUAUGUCUUUCCUCUUGGGUUUCCAAUAGGAAGCAUCUUCCUUUCCAGGAAAAUCAGCAAAAAUAAUUGAAGUGUUCCGAGGUCAGCAUUUGAGUGAGAGCAGGGCUGUUUUUCUAAAGAACCGUUCCAAAAAGCUGAUGAGAUAUCUCUAUAAAGCCGAUGGCUAAUCUUGGUUAUCUACUUAACCCACCCAGAAAGAGAAAGCCUCUGCUAAAGAAGAUGUGAGAAACUCAGUCCAGCAGAUUGUCCUGUGGGUGUGUCUGGGGCAGGGGCAUUUUCCUGAUUAAAGAUGGAUGUGAGAGGUCCUGCCCAUUGUGGGCACUGCCAUCCCUAGGCAGGUGGUCCUGGGCUGUGUGAGAAAGGUAGCUGAAUGUGAACUUGAGGGCAAGUCAGUAAGCAGUGUGCCUGCAGGGUUUCUGUUUCAAGUUUGUGCCAUUCCGGAGUUCUGACCUGUUUGAGUUCCUGUCCCCAAUGUCCCUUAGUGAUGGACUUUAAGCUGCAACAUGAAAUACACCCUUUUUUCUCCAAAUCAAUUUUGGUCUUGGCGUUUACCACAGCAACAGAAUCAAACUAGGAGAAAGGGCAUGUUCUUGUGAGACUGUGAACGUUCUUUUUGUACCUAAGCUCUUUCUCCAAUUCUUUUUUUUUUAAUAAUUAACUUAAUUUAAUGUGCAUUGGUAUGAAGGUGUCAGAUCUCCUAGAAUGGGAGUUACAGACAGUUGUGAGCUGCCACAUGGGUGCUGGGAAUUGAAUCCAGGUCCUCUGGGAGAACAGCUAGUGCUCCUAACCCCUGAACCAUCUCUCCAACCCCUCUUUCUCCAAUUCUUUUCGGGGAUUCACUUCCUCUCUUACAUCCACUCCUCAGAGACCAGAAAUGCUGAGUACAUGGUUUCUUGUUUUGUUUUUUGUUGUUGUUGUUUGUUUGUUUUUUGUUUGUUUGGUUUUGGUUUUUUUGAGACAGGGUUUCUCUGUGUAGCUUUGUGCCUUUCUGGAACUCGCUUUGGAGACCAGGCUGGCCUCCAACUCACAAAGAUCCACCUGCCUCUGCCUCCCGAGUGCUGGGAUUAAAGGCGUGCGCCAUCACCGCCCGGCCAAGUACAUGGUUUCUGUUGAGGGAAGAAAUCUGAAUACUCCUGCAGAUGCAGCUAACAUUUCAAGUUUCUAAAUAUUUCUGGUCACUGAACACAUUUUCUACCGAGCCAAAGGAAAUCAGACAGACCGUUUCAAUGCUGUAGGAAAGAUAAGUAGGAAGCAUGGCUUGCUGUAUGGCCACAUGCUCUCUCAGUUUGUCAAGAUGGAAAUCCAGUUACUUCCUGAAUGCCUCUCCAUCUGAGACAUCUCAUUCUGGGUGUUGGGAAGAACCUAUCUAUAGGAACAAACCUAAAAGAGGGAUUGGGAUGUAACUUAGUAGAAGAGGAUUUACCUAGCAUGUAGGAGGGUCUGGAUUCUGUUCCCACCACCAAAUAAAUGACUAAAUGAGAGAGAGAAAAGAGAGAGAGAGAGAGAGAGAGAGAGAGAGAGAGAGAGAGAGAGAGAGAGAUUCAAAAUGACAGGUCCCCAGGCUCUGCUGACCAGGGGAGACAAUGGGAAGCACUUGUAUUGGGUGUGGUUUGUGACAUUUGUAUAGUGUGGUAGUCAGAGGGAACCAUGACUGCUUGUACAUGGUGGUAGGGAAGUUUCUGGAAGAACUGGUUGGGAUGAGGAAGAGAGUCAUCAUGGCAGCACAUUCUUGAUGGUCCUCACUACUGGUUCGCUAGCUAAGUGAGCACCUCAUGAUUCCAACCCUGCGGCCCUGCCCAUGACCUACUUCCUGGGGCCUGUCUGUCCACCCUCCCUGGGUUCUGACUCAGGAGUGCCACAAAAAGAGACUGAGGAACACGGUUCAAGGGGCCCCAGGGGGACUGGGAUUCCCCGGAAUGGGGACCAGAGCAAUAGGGCAAGUCUUCCCCCUCCUUCCUUUAUCCAAUGUAAAGAAUCAGGGUAUAGUCUACGGCACUGAGGAAGGUGUGCACUUUUCUCCAACCUGAAGAGAAAAGUGCCCAAUUCAUGGAAACCAUCAAUACAAAAUUCUGCUUUUCAUUUCAGGUUUGGAUAAUGUAAAUUGCUUUUCAGUAUCCCGAGUUGGGUCAUGGUGUUUCUCAGUGCUCAAAAUCAAAGUAUCUCAGCAUUCCCACAGAUCAAUUAAAAGGCUAAAUGAUGCACCUGUCCAAGUUUUGCUUCUCCAUUAUAAUUCCAACCACUCAUUUUCUACUUUGGAUGUGGGGAACUCAUUCCAUUCACAACCCCCAUAGAAAUAAAGUGCUGUUAUGACAAUGAGUGACGUUUCAUACCUUUAAACUAAUUUUGAUUUUAAAAGCAUUUCAGGUGCCGUAGAACCAGCUACUCAACAUGUCUCCACUGUGGCUGCUCCUGGGCCUCCUGGCCUUGACUGGCUCCUCUGAAAGCAGCAGUUGGGGAUGCUAUGGAAACAUCCGAACCCUGAACACCCCAGGAGCGUCUUGCGUGAUUGGAAGACGGCAUGGCCUGCCUUACUGCGGAGUCCGUGCCUCUGAAAGGCUGGCUGAAAUAGACAGGCCAUAUCUUCUGAGAUAUCAACCCACGAUGAGAAUUGUUGGCCGGAAAUACUGUAUGGAUCCUGCAGUGAUCGCUGGUGUCUUGUCAAGGGAGUCUCAGGGUGGCAAUUUUGUGGUCGACAUGGGCAACAUGGGUAAUGGAAUCGGGGUGAUACAGGACUCAAGCUUCUACCCUCCCACAUCUUGGAAGAGUGAUUCCUGGGUUUCCCAGAAAACUGAGAUCCUGACAUCUAAAAUCAAAGAAGUCCAGGCAAGGUUUCCUAGCUGGACUCCCGACCAGUACCUGAGAGGUGGACUCUGUGCCUACAGUAAGGGUCCUACCUUUGUCCGAAGCAACCAGGAUCUAAACUGUGACUUCUGCAAUGAUGUCCUUGCGCGAGCCAAAUACUUCAAGAACCACGGCUUCUAGCACCUCAGAUGAAUCUCAGGUUCCGCUGCCGUACAGGAGGCUCUCCUAUUCCACCAAUUUGGCUAGCAGGUGGAGACUGCAACCUCGAAUCUGAGUUAGAUUUGAAAGCUGUCAAAAUAUGACAAAUCAUAUUAAAGGAAAAGUCGUUACCUGCAUUAUAGACUGUGUCUUUCUAAAACAUUUCCCCAGAUGUGAGCUCUAAUACGUAUAUCUGUGAGAUGAGUCCUAUGUCUCAAGGAAUCCAAUGGCCAAGUUCAGCAAAUAAAGCUCAGGAAACCUAGAUUUCAUGUCAAUUACACUUAAGCAUUGAUUUUUGGGCAGUGUUGGGACUUGAACACAGAGCUUCACGUGUAUUGAGCACGUGCUCUACCACCUAGCUAUCUCUACUUCAGCCUCAAUGAUAAAUAGUAAUUUUUAACUUUUAAAGAUUUUUUUGUUGUUUUUUUGAGACAGGGCUUCCCUGUGUAGCCUUGGCUGUCCUGGAACUCAGUCUGAAGACCAGGCUGGCCUCAAACUCAGAGAUCUGCCUGCCUCUGCCUCCCGAGGGCUGGGAUUAAAGGAGUGCACCACCACCACCCAGCAAGAUUUUUAUUUAUUUUUACUUUAAGUGUGUGGCUGUUUUGCUUAUGUGUACAUCUGUGAACCACAUACAUGCAAUGCCUGAAGAGAGCAUCGACUCUUCUGGAACUAGAGCUAGAGGUGGUUGUGAGUCACCUUGUCAGUGCUGGGAAUUGAACCUGGGUCCUCUGGAAGAGGAUCAGUUGCUCUUAACCACUGAGCCAACAUCUUACCCCAAUAAAUGAUACUUCUAGUAUAAGUUUCGUACUAUAUUUGGAAGAAAGCAAGAUGGCAAUGACCCUUGGAGAGGUAUGUGAGCUCCUUUUAAGCCUAACUAAGGGGAGUAUCCAAGGAAGUUAGCUCAUCUUAGAUAUGAUUGCCUUAUGUGAGUGGCAAUCAUGUUAGUAACUUUUAAUUGGCUAGUGUUAGUUGGGGUUUUGUCAGGGAUACAGUUAUCCAUUUUGGGGCAGGCCUGUACAAGUCCCAGGCUUUGUCCUUGAGUUGCCAUGGAGGUUGGCUGCUCUAGCACAUACUGACUGUGGAGGCUGGCUCAGUGGCCCAAACUUGGUGCAACCUAUCCCCCUAGUCCCUGCUGUUAGGGACACCAGUGAUUAAUUGCCCUUUGUUUGUGGCUCUUCCCCAGAAACUGUCUGUCCAGUCUCAGGAAACUGAAAUUGAGGCCUGAUCUCUGAGAGAAGACUGGGCAGUCUGUUAUGAUGUCUGCUUAGUCCUCUCAGAGAGCAGCCACCAUGAGGGAUGGCUACGGGAGGCCAGAAGAGCCUCUCUAGGUUGUAGCCCUUGAAGAGUCUACCCUUACAAAUCUGCUGAGCUAACUUUGUAUAGCCUUUUAGGGAUGGCAAGCGUGGGACCCAGGGAAGCUUGGCUACACUGCUGCCAUGGCAGACUUAAACAAACCAGCCAGAGAGUAGGCCUUAGUUUCAGUUUACUGUAAGGCAACACCCAGUUCCAGGAAAAACUACAAACUGCCAUCACCCAGGGAUGAGCCAAUCAGCAUCCAGGGGGAAAAUAACUAAAAAUCCAACCUAAGAGGAAAGUACCUGACAUUCCCAAAUAUUUCUGACCAUUAUAGCUAAGAACACCAGAUGUUCCUUAGCCCAGCACACACCUAUACCCUUUCACCAAGAUAUCCCUAGAUAAAUGUCAGCUAAUCAGGGUCUUGAACCCUGGAAAUCCCCUCACUCCAACCUCUGCUAUGAUAAAAUCCCUACCCCAACUGGGCAUGGAGCUCUCUGUUCUCAUCACUGUGUCGGACAGAUGAAGAGCCCAAGCUCGAGCUUGAAUAAAGGCUCUUUGCUUCUGCAUACGGAUUCGGUCUUCAUGGUGGUCUUUGAAGAGUCCCUGAGAUCUGGGCAUAACAGCAAGAAGUUCCACCUCACUCAGUUUACUUCAGCAUAGUAAUGUGACAAAGGAAGAAGAGCCAACUACAGACUGCUCCUUCUUCAUUCUCUCAGAGAAAGCUUUAAGGAGGCAUGACAUGACCCAGGCUGUAGGAUCUAGCCUAAAGGUAUAGACCCAUGUUCUAACAUUGACUAGUCACAUAGACUGGGUAAAAUAGUUUGGGGAAAGUCACUUGCUAACAACUGUGUGCCAGCAUCUUGACUCCAAAGCCAUCUCACUGUCCUCAAGUGUUAGGCCUCAAACUCCGGACAAAUGGCUAACUGAGGUGCCUGUUUAAAAAUAUCAAAGGUAUGCCAGCUGCCAGGUUCUCAGCAAUGCAAGUACCUGUUACAGAGUCACCCUGACUGGCAUACUCCAUUCCCUACCCUAAACCUCUCCAGCCCUCGAGCUUUGGCUAUGUGCCCUCUUUGGUGCUUGUGGUGGUUUGAAAGAAAAUGGCCCCCAAAGGGAGUGGCACUAUUAAGAGGUGUGGCCUUUUUGGAGUAGGUGUGGUCUGGUAGAGGAAGUAUGUCACUGUGGAGGCAGGCUUUGAGGUCUCAUAUAUGUUCAAGCCACGCCCAGUGAAACAGUCCAUUUCCUGUAGCCUGCAAGGUGUAGAAUUCUCAGCUACUUCUUCAGCACCAUGUCUGCCUGCAUGCCACCAUGUCCCACUUUGAUGAUAAUGCAUUGAACCUCUGAAACUGUAAGCCAGCUCCCACCCCCCACUUAACUGUUUUCCUUUGUAAGAGUUGCUGUGGUCAUGGUGUCUCUUCACAGCAGUAGAAACAUUAAGACAAUGAUCUUGGUCUCCUGGCCUCUUAGCCCCCCUCUCCUUCCCUCUCUCCUCUCUUGCACCCCAUCCCCCAAGUCUGGUUCAUGUUCAGUCUGCCAGCCAUGUUCAGUCUGGACCUUCCAGAGGCCUCUGGCUGUGCUCUCCUUCAUAGCUACAAUAAACCUUCUCCUCAACCAUACCUUGGAGCAUCAUGUCCUCAUUUUUUUCAUUCACUAAAAUUCCCUCUACUUUACUUGCUGGACCACAAAAUCUUCUUCUAACCAAAAGGAUCUGAAACUCAGCUAAACUCUUCCCUUGGGCUUGGUCCUCAGCUAGUGGCACUAUGGAGGUGUGAUUGGAUCAUGAGAAUACUAGCAUCAUAAACUGGUUAAUGUAUUGAUGAAUUCACAGUUGAAUGGGCUUGGUAACUGGUGAAGGAAGUAGGUCACUGAAGGAGUGUCUCUGAAGAGUCUCAGUCUCUCUCUCCCCACCCUCCUCUCUGUCUGUCUGUCUCUCUUCUUUCCAGAGGCUUCCAUUUUUUUUUUCCAUCAUAAUGUUUCAGUUUUGCCAUAGGUUGAAAAACAAUGAAACUAACCAACCUUUAUGGGUCUCCUUCUUCCCUGGGGAUCAUUGGUCACUGGUCCACAAGGGCGGAGGGAGCAUAAGCAGCCAGCAGAGUUCAGACAGCUGUGAGUACGAUGGAAAUAGCCUUCCAAAAGUCACCUAUGGUGAGACAGCUCAGCUUUAUUCCAGAGUAAGGGGAAUAUAUAGGAUGGGGACAGCACCUGGGGCAUCACCUAAUUUGCAUUUGGCAGCUUGGUCCUACCAUACAGCUGGAACACAAUACCUAAUUAUCAUAGGGAUGGUGGGGAUGGGGAGGGAGCAUUUGCAGGGACCAGUGUCAAAGGUCAUACUUAAGAUAGGUCAGGCAUCCAAGCUCAGGGACAGUUUCCGAAUAAAGUCAGGCAUCCAGGCCAAGAGACACUACCCAAAUUAGGUAACGAGGGAAUCCUGCUGCUAAAGGAGUCCUUCAUAUUCACCGAGCUCAGAGAACUAUCUGGACAUGGUGAACUGCAACCUUAAAUGCAGGGUGCUCCAACAAACCUUAGCCCAAACUCUCUGAAACCAUAAAUCAAAGACAAAGCUUUCCUCCAUUGUGUCAUUGGUCAGGUAUUUUUAUCAGAGACAAAAACCAAUUAGCACAGAGGCACCCCAGUCAUCUGUAGCCAGGCUAUACGGAAGAGUCCCUCAAGGACACGGACCAUGUCCUAUGUUGUUAAAUUAGCAAAUUCAAGUGUUUGGAUUUGUAACAGUAAUGCCCCCCAUGUGCCAACUUAAUAUCAAUGCUUCAUCAUUGUUCCAUAACAAUCAUCAUCAUGCCAAGCAUGCUUGUUCUGCCCCUAAAUUUUUUUUGAAGCAAUUCCUAAAUGUUAAGUAAUACAUGAAGUACAAGAGCCUCUGCUCCCUCUGUUUAAUUGCAUUCAGCAGCCCAGGCAAAAGAAAAGAAGUCCAACCAUACUGGCACAUAAGGCACAAACACAGGGCUUGCACAUAGUGAGUAUGAAGUGCUCUUUUUCUGUUAGCAGCCUCAUGGUACCCCUUAUGCUCUCUGGGGCCCUUGAUACCCACCAACCCCGGCCUUCCUUCCUUGUCUCCCCACUCUCUGCUCAAAGUCCUACGCCCAAAGCUUGAAUCCAGCUAAGAGAUUCCCACCAAGAACACAACAGAGGAAACCAAAUGAAUGAGCUUUCCCCUUUGGAGAUGUACAUUGAACUAUUAUAAGGAAAACAGAAUGUGAAGCUCUAGCCACAAGCCUGCAGGAGAAACAUUAAGGUGAAUAAAGUUCUCCUGGAGUCUUGCUAUGAUUCCCUCCAUGGAUGUGUGUGCUCAGUAAUGGACCUGGAAUGUGUACAUGGAGGUGGCAUUUCUCACCCAAGGAAAGCAUGCCAGAGACGCCACGUUGCUGAAGUGGGAGCACUGGGGAGGGCACAAUGGAGUCAAAGACUAUGUGAAAAUACGGUAUUGAUUAUAUGGUGAUCAGUAAAUGCUAUUGCACAUCUUUUGUCUGCCAGCCAUUCUCUUAGGAAGGGUGAAACAAGGGCAAAGGGCACUGUGCUUCCUUGCUCUUUGCAGCUCACUGAUGGCCAAGGAUGUUGAACAUUUUUUCAAGUGUUUAUUGACCAUUAUUUGUGCUUCUUUCUUUGAGAACUGCCUCUUCCUUUCAUUAACCCAUUUAUCAACUGAAUGAUUUGGGAGCUUUGUGUUUAACUUUUGCAUUUCUUAAAAUACAUUUUUUUUAUUGUUGUUUGAGUCUUAGAUGGUCUUUUAAUAAAAAUAAAAAAAAAAACCAGAGCCAGAUAUCAGGGUGAAAGCUAAAAGAUCAGAGAAACAGAACAGCCAGCCACUAGCUCUUACCUCUAUGAAAUCCUCAGCCUCAAGAGAGCGAGUUCCUGUUUCCUCACGCAUUAUAUACAUUUCUCUGCCUUGCCAUAUUACUUCCUGGGAUUAAAGUCAUAUGUGCUUCCCAAGCAAAGGCAUGAGAUCUCAAGUGCUGGGAUUAAAGGGGUGUACCACCACUACCUGACCUGUAUGUCAAAUCUUAUGGCUGGCUCUGUCCUCUGAUCCUCAAGCAAGUUUAUUAGGGUACACAAUAAAUUACUAUAUCUUAUAAGCAUUAAUACUGUGAUGCAUAGUUGUCAAGUGUUUUCUCUCAUUCUGUCUUCUGUCCCUUCACGGCUGAUAGAUUAUUUUGCUGUGCAGAAGCUUUUCUGUUUCCUGUCAUACCAUCUGGCAGGUCUUUUUUUUAAAAAAAGAAAAAUAGAGGCUUAUUUAUUUUAAUUUUUUCUUUACAUUUGUUUAUAUAUUUGUGUGAGAUAGGGCAUGUUUGAGAGCCAAAGAUACGUUUUAAGUUUUAAUUACUGUUCCUAAGAAAUCAAAACUAAACUAAAAUGCCUCUGACCUGCAAGCCCCUUGCCCAAGGAGAGAUACUUUCUGAAAUGCUGGAAGCUAUUGUUUAUGGGAGAGAACAAGCCACAUGUUUUCACUCCCCUAACCAAGUUGG
Peromyscus californicus insignis is the source of this 27004-nucleotide messenger RNA. It is a transcript of the gene Lyg1, whose product is annotated as lysozyme g1. The record is from RefSeq and is a predicted model, not a curated record. Gene Ontology annotation, cellular component: extracellular region. Gene Ontology annotation, molecular function: lysozyme activity. The transcript has 5 exons. The coding region runs from base 20622 to 21215 and encodes 197 amino acids. Gene Ontology annotation, biological process: peptidoglycan catabolic process; defense response to Gram-positive bacterium. Lineage: Eukaryota; Metazoa; Chordata; Mammalia; Rodentia; Cricetidae.